Molecule: messenger RNA, 537 nt
Organism: Rotaria sp. Silwood2
Lineage: Eukaryota; Metazoa; Rotifera; Eurotatoria; Philodinida; Philodinidae
Source: the annotation of a GenBank genome assembly
AUGUCAUCAGGUCCAUUACCUCAACCGCGAGCUGUGUAUGAUCGGAAUACAACAUUAUGGUCGAACAUGGAUGAAUGUUUCUUUCGUAAUUGUGAAAUUCAGCCUAUUCUUCAGACAGGACCACACUGUGUGUCGACAGUUCUUGCUAUGCUAACCGGAAAGAAACCUAUAGAUUUUCAAGGCAAGAUGAACACGCAAGACCCAUGGUCAUGGUCGCAAGUGCUACAACCAUACGGAAUGAAGUUGGCUUAUUGUCCGGUGGAUGUGCGCAAACUCAAAUUCUACAUGAAUGAAUUGAUUGCAAUAAAUGAUCUCUUUACACUAAGCUAUUAUACAACUCUUGAUUCCAAUGAGAUUCUUGGCGAUCCGGAUAGUGGAGGCUGGGUAACUGGUUCGCAUAUUGUCAUUUUACAUCGAAAUAUGAUCCUUGAUCCUAUUUUUGGAACAACGACACCAGCACUCGAACAUCACUGCAACGAAUAUCAUACAAAACGUAUUUUUCGUGUUGUCCCCAGUGAUCAUGUUCGUGGACUUUAA